AUGUUAAACCCCAGAACCAAUAUAAAUAAACAAAAGAAAGAAGAAAUACAAUUAGGAACAACCAUUGCAGCCAUCAAAUUUAUAGAUGGAGUGAUUAUUGCAGCAGAUUCUCGUACAACAAUGGGACAAACAAUUGUCAAUAGAGUAUCAGACAAACUUACAAAGCUUUAUGGAAAAAUUUGGUGUUGUCGUUCAGGUUCAGCAGCGGAUACACAAGCCAUUUCUGAUGUAUUACGCCAUCAUUUAUCUCUUUACGCAAUCCAAAAUAAUAAACCUCCUAGCGUAGAAAUCGCAGCAAAUCUAGCAGCAGAAAUUUGCUACCAAAAUAAAGAUAUUCUUACCGCAGGAUUAAUUGUUGCUGGUUUUGAUGACGAAAAAGGCGGUGACAUCUAUUCUAUUCCAUUAGGAGGUAGUAUUCAUCAACAAAACAUAGCCAUCGGCGGGUCAGGAUCAAGUUACAUUUAUGGAUUUUGCGAUAAAUCAUUUACUCCAGAUAUGUCUAAAGAAGAAGGAAUUGAAUUUCUUAAACAAGCUGUAUCUCUUGCUAUAAAAAGAGAUGGAAGCAGCGGAGGGGUCAUUCGUAUGGCAGUCAUCACAAAAGACGGUGUCGAACGCCUUUUUUUUUCACAAGAAAAUAAUCAAAUACCAAAUAUUUAA
This is a messenger RNA of Pneumocystis murina B123, 657 nucleotides long. RefSeq lists its product as hypothetical. The transcript is spliced from 7 exons. Gene Ontology annotation, molecular function: threonine-type endopeptidase activity. The record is from RefSeq and is a predicted model, not a curated record. Lineage: Eukaryota; Fungi; Ascomycota; Pneumocystomycetes; Pneumocystales; Pneumocystaceae. Gene Ontology annotation, cellular component: proteasome core complex. Bases 1 to 657 code for a protein of 218 amino acids.